ACCUGCCUAAAAGUGUAUCCAGCUAUACAAUGGCAUGGCGAGUGAAAGGGAUGACUUGUCUGUGGACAAGGAUCUGAGCUACGGCCGAUUGACUUUGGCUUUGCGGUGCUGUCGUCUUCGCUUCCUGGGUCCGGACUCGGCAAGGGAUUUGGAAUGGCUUCCUCUUUGGGGUAUUUCUUCUCGAUACGGAUGCUUCGAUGAGAACGAAAUUAUUGACAAUUGAUGGGUCCUUGAAGUGAUGUAUUGAUUAAUAUGCUCGGGCAUUGCCAAUAAAACUGUACAAUUCCUCGACACUGUCAUUGUAGUUGGCACAACAGUUCGGGCGCAAUCUGCGGUGGAAGAGCUGCUCCUCGAUCUCAAACCCCACCCCGAGGUAUCAAGCUGGGCAUUAGCCCCAGAGUGGACGCCUGCAAAUGCUCCCUGAAGUAUUCACGCGCAUACUACAGGAUGUGGAUGCCUUAGCUCAGUACACCCAAAUCGCGACCGUCGACCCCACUCCCUCAUUCCUCAUCUACGACCCAGCAUCGCGCAAGUCUCAUAACGAGAAAACAUCCCUGGCCCUGGAGAUUCUGGACAGCUAUCGCUCUGCUAUAUCGGCAUGUGCGAAGAAGAUUGCUGAUAUCGAAUCCGGGCUGGACGUGCGUCGUGCUCAGCUCCGAAACUCUCGGCAACCAAUUGACGCGGUGCCCCCCGAAAUCCUCCAGGCAAUCUUUUCUUAUGCCACAAACCCUGGAUACAGCAUAGGCGAUACAUCCUUUUCGACGCCGAUCUCACUGAGCCAGGUAAAUUCAAAAUGGCGGAGGGUGGCCCAAUCUUACCCUAGGCUGUGGACGGCUGUGAGAGGCACCCUAAGCUACCUGAGGUCCUAUCAGCCACACAUGCCGCACUCCAGGGGCCUCCCUCUGCAUCUUGAUAUAAGAGACGAGCAGCGGAUAGCGGGGCCGAAAGAGUUGUGGAUGAGUCGAGCCAAUGUCGCGAGUCGUGUUACCAGGCUCCAUCGUCGUCUACCAGGUCACCCCGACUCAAACUGGCCCGAUGCGCUCUGGAGGGCUUGGACCCGAACUGGUCUCCAAUCCCUCCGGAAGCUCGAGCUGUGUUCUCCUGUUACGGUUAGCAUUGACGCUGGAGAGAUUGCGAGGUUUUCAUCAGUCGGGUACUUGUCACUCGACAACAUAAACAUGUGUCCGCGUGAAGGCGAAGUCUUCCUUCCCAACGUGCAUACAUUCCGACUGGUGGGUGCGACAAUGACGAUCGGGACGUGGUGUUCGGUACUGGGCUUCUGUCCGAAUGUUCAAAGGCUUUUUCUUUCUCGUAUGGCUGUCUCGUUCAUCGCUGGAACCGCGCCACACAACAUCGUGCUUCCGAAAUUACGAAUCUUGAGCCUUGAGCCGUGGGAACCUCUGUUUCUGUUCUCGGCCCUUCUUCACAUCAACGCUCCGAACGUUCAACGAAUUAUACUCAACUUGGGAAAUGCAUUGGGUAAACAAGCCGACGAUGACUGGGAUUUCCAAGAUGUGAACAAUCCUAGACGCAACAAUUGGAAUGAAGGUUAUCGAGGGAUGAGGGUGUUUGUGAGUCCAGCCGACAGAAAGCGCGUGUGCAGAGCUUAACGACUUCCAUAGAUGCAGCGGACACUGGGUCUCCGGUCUGUCGCCUUGAAGGGACCCGUGAACCAAUUGCGGCACGGGCUCAGACUCCUUCGGCCAGCUCCGGGGCAAUCGGGCCCGUCACAUCUCCCUAAUUUGGGCGAUUUAACCUUGACUCUCUGCGACGAUAGAGGCUCAGGUCCGCCUAAUGCACUCAUCCCCACCCUCCUCGCAGAACUGGAAGCUAUUCUGCAGGAACGAGAGGCCACACUCUGCCCUCUUGAGCGAAUAACAGUAUCUCGCAACUUGGAAGACCAUAUCACAGAUCCUAUACGGAAGUGCGCAGAUCAACUGUGCGUUGUGCGAGAAGAUGGCCCCGAGGACUGGGAGCGACCUUGCUGCCCCGAAGCUUGGCCUCUCAGAUCAGGGGCGCGAUGAUGGGAUCGGAUAGGAUCAACAGG
Cantharellus anzutake is the source of this 2047-nucleotide messenger RNA. RefSeq lists its product as uncharacterized. The record is from RefSeq and is a predicted model, not a curated record. The transcript has a single exon. Gene Ontology annotation, molecular function: protein binding. The coding region runs from base 414 to 1610 and encodes 398 amino acids. Lineage: Eukaryota; Fungi; Basidiomycota; Agaricomycetes; Cantharellales; Hydnaceae.